CGCCGCCUCCGCCCCGCGUUCGGGGCCUGCCCGACCCCGCGCCGCUGUCGGCCGCCUGCCCGUCUCCCCCGCCGGCCUUCUCCCCGCCGUGGGAGCCGCUCGGGGCGCAGGGCUGCGCGCCGAGCCCCGCAGGCUGCAGCGCCGCGGCCCGGCCCGGAGCACGGGCAAGUUCGCCGAGAGUUGAGGCGAAGUUUGGGCGGCCGCGGCCGGCCCCGGCCGAGCGCCCCUCUGCGCCCCCGGCGUCCCACCGCGCGCAGCCCCGCCGGGGGCGCCCUCCCCCAGCCAUGUCGUCCAUCCUGCCCUUCACCCCGCCGAUCGUGAAGCGCUUGCUGGGCUGGAAGAAGGGCGAGCAGAACGGGCAGGAGGAGAAGUGGUGUGAGAAGGCGGUCAAGAGUUUGGUUAAGAAGCUCAAGAAGACGGGGCAGCUGGACGAGCUAGAGAAGGCCAUCACGACGCAGAACGUCAACACCAAGUGCAUUACCAUCCCCAGGUCCCUGGAUGGCCGACUGCAGGUGUCCCACCGGAAGGGGCUCCCCCAUGUCAUCUACUGCCGCCUGUGGCGAUGGCCCGACCUACACAGCCACCACGAGCUGCGGGCCAUGGAGCUGUGUGAGUUUGCCUUCAACAUGAAGAAGGACGAGGUCUGCGUGAAUCCCUACCACUAUCAGAGGGUAGAGACCCCAGUUCUACCUCCUGUGUUGGUGCCACGCCACACAGAGAUCCCGGCCGAGUUCCCCCCGCUGGAUGACUACAGCCAUUCCAUCCCCGAAAACACUAACUUCCCCGCGGGCAUCGAGCCCCAGAGCAAUAUUCCAGAAACCCCACCCCCCGGCUACCUGAGUGAAGAUGGAGAGACCAGUGACCACCAGAUGAACCACAGUAUGGAUGCAGGUUCUCCAAACCUAUCCCCGAAUCCAAUGUCCCCAGCACACAAUAACUUGGACCUGCAGCCCGUCACCUACUGCGAGCCGGCCUUCUGGUGCUCCAUCUCCUACUAUGAGCUGAACCAGCGCGUCGGGGAGACAUUCCACGCCUCGCAGCCGUCCAUGACGGUGGACGGCUUCACCGACCCCUCCAACUCGGAGCGCUUCUGCCUCGGGCUGCUCUCCAAUGUCAACAGGAACGCGGCCGUGGAGCUCACUCGGAGGCAUAUCGGGCGAGGCGUGCGGCUGUACUACAUCGGAGGGGAGGUCUUCGCAGAGUGCCUCAGCGACAGUGCUAUUUUCGUCCAGUCUCCAAACUGUAACCAGCGCUAUGGCUGGCACCCAGCCACGGUCUGCAAGAUCCCACCAGGCUGCAACCUGAAGAUCUUCAACAACCAGGAGUUUGCUGCCCUCCUGGCUCAGUCUGUCAAUCAGGGCUUCGAGGCCGUCUACCAGCUGACACGAAUGUGCACCAUCCGCAUGAGCUUCGUCAAAGGCUGGGGAGCAGAAUACAGGAGACAGACAGUGACCAGCACCCCCUGCUGGAUCGAGCUGCACCUGAAUGGGCCUUUGCAGUGGCUUGACAAGGUCCUCACCCAGAUGGGCUCCCCAAGUAUCCGCUGUUCCAGUGUGUCUUAGAGACAUUGGGUGUGAAGGGGGAGGGUGGGGAGGGUGGGCUUGGGGGAAAAUGGCCAAGUAGGAGGUGGAGAAAAUCAGAACUCUACUCAACUCAUUGUUGUCAAGGAAGAAGAAAUUUUUCUCCCUCAACCAAAGUGGCACCAACCUGUUUUCCAAAACACAGAAGCAAACCCAGAGAUGGAUUUCAUGAACAGCCGUGUCUGCUGAACACAUUUGCCCUCUGGCCCCAGUUUGAAGGGCAAGAAAUGGCUUCUGCUCUGGUGGCUUGAGCAAACAGGUAGUAUUUCACCACCUGCCCCCUCCCCAACCCCCUUCUCUUUUAAUGACAGCAACCAGGAUGUCACUGUCCAAGAGGAAAUGGCUCUCUUCAGGAGUGGAGUGUGGAAUUCACCUUGGGUGUUCUAGGUGGGGAACAGCCUGCAGGGGUUUGAGCAAACCUUAUGGCCAGCCCUCUGGCGCUUUUGACAAAAGCUUCUUCAACUGAACAUUCCGGAGCCGGCCCUCCGGCCCACCCCGCACAAACCCCAGAGCUGGACUGACUUGGGGUGGGGAGGGGGCUCGUCCGUCUCCUCCCCUCUCAGAGCAGACUGAUUGGUGUGAGCGGUGUGUUCAGAUCGUGCACACAGGGACAGUGGGGGAAAGUUGGUGAGCGACACCUCUUUAAAAAUGCUCUUAAGAAAUCUAUCCUUUCUCCUUUGAGCAGUUGGAGGAUCUGCUGAGGCUCAGUGCGUAUGCAGUGUAUAGUUUAUAUUACGUUAAUCUCAGAGAGAUUUGAAUUACGUGAAACAGUCACAUGAAGCAGGAGGCAGUUGUCACGUGACGGUGUUCGGGCUAAGGCAGCACUACGUUGCAUGGGUCUCCAGUUAUCUGUAAGAGCUCACUCCGUCUUCUCUUGCAUUUGGCUAUAUUGGUUCAUGUAGUCAGUUGCAUUAAUUAAAUGAACUUACUUAUAUGCUCUUUUAAAUGUUUUAUAUUAAAAAAAAAAAAAAAUCCUGGGUUGGCGCAUUGACUGAGAAACCAGAGAGGGACCCAGCAACUUCUCUCCUGAGGUGAAGCUUUUCCAGGUUUUGUUGAGAAGACACCUGACAGCACUUUUGGAAGCUGAAAUUAAGAAGCAAAUUCACCAGAAGGGAAAAAUCUCAGGCCAACACAGGCAAAUGAAAAGGGCUAUUGAAAAUUUUUUACACCUUUGAAAAUUGCAGGCUUGGUGCAAGGAGGUCUGUCAUCUUUCCCCUGGGAUAUAAGAUUAUCUAGCUCACAGUGGAGGAUCCUCAGUGACAACUAUAGCAGCUAUAUCGUGUAAUAAGUACUGUUCCCAGUGGCAAUUAGUGAGAUUGUUUCAACUGGAAAAAAAGAGCCCUUUUCUUUGGCCUUUGCAGAAUACAGCAGACAGAAUUCCCAUUUGCAUUGGUACUUUAUUCUUUGCUGCUGUUUUUGUGUGAAAUGACUUAUCCCAUACUUUUUCAUGGAUUUCUACCAGGAAAAAUAAAAGGAUUUCCUAUGGAAGUCCUGUCUUAUUCCAGGUGAAGAAAGUGGAUACUUGGGGCAGGUAUAAACCUCCAAUGUGAUGACAUUUCUGAUGCUAUAUGGAGACGCUGGGGGCUUCCUGGUGCCUCACCUGCAGGAUCCUACACUUCUGAAGCUCUAGCCUUGAGGUUUCCAGAUAGGCGAGCUGCUCACCAAGCCUCCUGAGGACACAGGCAGACGGGAGGAGCGCCUUGACAGACCUGUGCUAGUCUUCUCGAAGGGCUGCUGACACAGAACCAGAGACAAUGCAAAACCCCUCACUCCACCCGAGAUGGCCAAAUACUGCAAGUCUGAAGUCUGUGCCUGGUGUGAAAUGAUCUGUGGGCCGCUGCUUACAGACACAGGAGGCUGUCUGAACGUCCUGGAUGUGUAUUCAUGCUCCUGGUCAGGUCUGAGCUCGUGGUAUGAAUUGUUCCAUUUUGGCUUCUGCUGGAGCAAUCAUAAUGCUCCUCCUAAAAGCCUUGGGCAGUGGUCUCUGAGGGUCUGCAUUCUCCACCUGCUACAUGAUCCCCUUUGCGGGCUUCCUAUGGCACACAGCUGUCUUCCAGGUACUUGGGAACUGGCUCCAGGUACAGCCCAAUUUUGGUGAUCCAGUGGGCACGUCUGGCUGCCUUCGGAUGGUAUCUUAGAACCCUCAGUGCUCAGAGCUGAAGGCUCCUAGGAGGCAUGAAGUUUUAGUUCUGUGUUUUUCCAAAUGCUACUCACUUGCCCCUGUUUCUUUGUAGACUAGACUGCUGGAGGAGGAUGUAUGAGAAAAAUGUAGGUAAGCCCACCUUUGGCACCACUGAAAAUAAAUUCGGCCCUACUCAGAGGUUAGGACCUGGUGCCAGUCCCAUCAGAGAGGCUGUGUGGGUGCCUUGGGGCAUGUGUAAUAUUAGUGUCCUUCUUUUAAGUCACAAAACUAGUUUUCUUAGUUUUAAAAUCCUGUUGUAUGAAAGGCAUUUAUACAUUAAAAAACUUUUUUAAAGGACACUUGAAAGGGGCAUGAGGAAAUAAGGGCAGUUCUAGAGGGGUGACAGUAGCUGCUGGAGAGCAGUUUUACUUUACGUGUAGUUGUCCCAGCUACACUACGUGCGCUAUUCCCCCACCCGGGCGCCCCACCAGCUCCCUUCACCUGGCGGCUUUUGCUGACAGUGACCCUGUGCUGACACUGACCAGAGGACAGCUAGCACUGGGGCCUAGAUCCUCUGCCUCGGCACCGCCCCAGGAGCCAACUUCUGUUCCCUUUCCUCUGCUCCCCCCACCCCUCACUUUAUUUAGUAACUUAGAUCCUUCCAGCGCCAACGUAGGUAGCUGCCCCACCAGGCUCGGGUGACAGGCCUGUGCUGGAACAUCAUCUCAGUUGGCCACCUUCCUGGCAGGCUGUAGAGCUGACAUUUUGAGACAAGCCCAGAGUCAGGAGCGGGGACUUUGACUCUUUUUCUAGGGAAGAACACACAUGAGGGCAAGGCUGCUGGCAGACUUCUCCAUUGUCCUUAUGUUGUCUGUGUUGUAUUUUUUUAUUGACCAUGGUGAUUAUUUUUUUAAAUCAUUGUUAAUGUAUUGGAAUGAGCUGUAGCACAUGUCUCGUGCUUAGUUUGUUUUGUUUUUCUCCAUCUCCCCUUGGCUUCCUAGAGUUUGGACAUAUUCCAGGGCUAAAUGCUUUUACUCAAACCGCAGAAAAAGGUCUUAUUUAAGUAAUGUGUGCCUGUCAUGCAUGUAUGCGCGUAGUCUGGGGAGAAGGCCUAUAUCUGAUUUCAUUCUUAGCCUCAAGCUGCCAUUUCGGAGGCUUUGGGAUGGUCUCUGCAGGGCCGGAGCUCACCUUAGGCCACUCUCUGUAUGCCUUAAAGGAAAGCGAGGGAAAGGAACCUGCAGACUGCUCAUGGGACUGUUGACCAAGGGGUUACCAGUGGCACGAGCUUAGUUCUGGACCUGUGUCUUACUGUGUGACUGACUGGCAGAGUUGUGAGUUUUCCCAAAAUCUAGAAAAAACCCUCAACAUAGCUAAGUUGUACCAUUUCUCUUUCUGUGGCAUAAAUGUCCCCUUCUAGAACCUCUUCAAGUAACAGUCUUCAUAAUGUAUAUCACCCUUUUAAGGAGUACCAGCUACUUCUCAAGCGGGUGGGAAAGCAGAACAAUGUGCACAAAAGGACACAGAUC
Molecule: messenger RNA, 5228 nt
Organism: Ceratotherium simum simum (southern white rhinoceros)
Lineage: Eukaryota; Metazoa; Chordata; Mammalia; Perissodactyla; Rhinocerotidae
Gene: SMAD3
Product: SMAD family member 3
Biological process (GO): SMAD protein signal transduction; anatomical structure morphogenesis; activin receptor signaling pathway
Cellular component (GO): heteromeric SMAD protein complex
Molecular function (GO): RNA polymerase II cis-regulatory region sequence-specific DNA binding; DNA-binding transcription factor activity, RNA polymerase II-specific; I-SMAD binding
Source: RefSeq, a predicted model, not a curated record